AAUAGUGUAAAAUCACAAAAGCUGGCAGGGAAUGUAAAGGGCUGGACUGUAACUGCAUAUAAUUUUAUAAUUUUUAGGAUAAACCAGAAAGCUUUGAUGAUUAUUAUAUGCUAGUCAUUACAGUUGCAUAAAAGUAUCAAAAAAUACAUUGUUUUGGUGGAUGGUGCUGAGUAUCCAGACGUGAGAGCUAUCUUUAUUUGUCAAAUCUGCACUCUUGGCAUUGCACAUGUAAACGAAUUAAAUAAUUCUGAGCUAUAAAUGAACUUAAUCCUCUUAUUUUAUAAUCGAUUUAUAAACAAUUAAUGCAAAGCCUUCCUGCUGUGUCUGCACAGAAGGUUGAAUAGAGAAGGUCUUUAACUAAAAGUUGUAGACAAUUGUACUGGGAACCUUGGGACACUAUGAAGUGGUCAUUUAAGAUGAGAAGCUGCCUGCUGGAUGUGGAGGAGCUAGAAGCUGUGUCAUAAAAUCAACAUCCAGAACUUAUUUUUAGUUGUCACAUUUCUUGGCUUUCAUUUCACUUAAUUAAAAGGACUUAGAGAAGCAUCCGCAACAUUCGUUUUCUUGUUUAAGGCAUCUGCAAAUCAAACAAAAAUAACAUACUUGUAUAUUUUGUUUGUUGAUUUUGGACUCUCUUGAGCAAUUGAAAAAAACAAUGUCCAGAUAACUUUAACUAAUCUGUAUUUAUAUCAGAAUUGGAGGUUUUAAGUUUUCCUUUUGUGAUUUUCUGUAAAUACUGAUAAAUUUAGAUUUUACUACAAGCAUCUGUUGUCAUUGCCUACAUAUGUAUUUUUGGCACUAGUUGUGGUAGUACCCUACUGUUAGUGUUUUUGUAAUAGGUAGUAUUACAGAGUAAGGUAUCUAAGAUUUCCUUUUAAAAUAUCAACACUUAUUGGUCAUGCGAACAUGUAGAUUUUACCUUUUUAUAUUGUAUAAGCAUAAAUCAUGUGGUUUUUUAACAUGUUUUUUUAAAUGCCUUUGAUGCAAGGUGGGAACUAACUAUGUUUAUAUUUAUUAUUUCGAUUUUAGAUCAUCAAAUCUGAAUGCUCCAAAUUCUUUUUUAUCAAUCAUAUUCCUAAACCUCCUCCCAUUGAAGUAAAUGGAAAAUUUUCAUUUAGUUAAAAAAAAAAAUUAGAUUGUGUUUGAUUAGGGAUAAUUUAUAUAUUAUGCUAAAAAUAUAAUUUAAAACAUGUUUUGUAAUAGACCAGUCACCGGUUUGAACUGUUUACUUGUACUGUUAUAUCCUUUUCCUGUUUUUCUAGGUCUAAUAACUGGAAGUUGAAGCUAGACAAACUUAAACUGUAAAGAAGUGCAAAUUUUUACACUGAAAGUAAUUGGAAAGGGGCAGCAGACUUGCGACAAAGAAAGAAGCAAAAUUGCACAGAAACUGACAAAAUGGCUCCAGAUGAGAGAAACAAAGAAAACUCAAACCUGGGAAGAUCCCCAAAAUAUGUCUUAUUUCAACGUUUUGCAAAGCUUUUCUUUGGCUGUGUCGCAGCUGUCACUAGUGGGAUGAUGUAUGCAGUAUAUCUCUCAACAUACCAUGAACGGAAAUUCUGGUUUUCCAGCAGGCAGGAACUUGAAAGAGAAAUUACAUUUCAGGGUGACAGUGCCAUUUAUUACUCAUUUUAUAAAGAACUGCUAAAGGCUCCUUCCUUUGAAAGAGGUGUUUAUGAGCUGACACACAACAAUAAAACAAUCUCUCUGAGGACUUUAAAUGCAGUGCAGCAAAUGACUUUGUAUCCCGAAUUGAUUGCCAGUGUAUUAUAUCAAGCAUCUGGUAGUGAAGAGGUUAUCGAGCCAAUGUAUUUCUACAUUGGUAUAGUUUUUGGACUGCAGGGCAUUUAUAUGGCUGCAUUGUUUGUAACCAGUUGGGUUAUGAGUGGAACUUGGUUGGCUGGAAUGCUGACUGUAGCAUGGUUCAUUAUUAACAGGACAGAUACAACAAGAAUCGACUACUCCAUUCCUUUAAGGGAAAAUUGGGCAUUGCCAUAUUUUGCAUGUCAAGUUGCAGCUCUUACAGGCUAUUUAAAAAACAACAUAAAUUCUUCUGCUGAGAGGUUUUGCUACCUUUUGGUGAGUGCUUCAACAUAUACGUUCAUGAUGAUGUGGGAGUACAGUCACUAUCUGCUGUUUGUUCAGGCUGUCUCUCUCUUCCUGCUGGACAGCUUUGCUCUUGUGCAGACAGAUAAGGUGCAUGAAGUGUACAAAAUCUAUCUGUUCUCUCUCUUCCUGGGAUAUCUCUUACAGUUUGAAAAUCCAGCUUUAUUAGUAUCUCCAUUACUAAGCCUUGUAGCAGCUUUAAUGCUUUCUAAAUGCCUUCAGAUGAAUAUGAAAAAGGGCACAUUUAUUUCAAGGAUGCUAAAAAUAAUGUACUUUUACUUGGUAUUUACGCUAACAGUGACAAUGAAUUUCUUACUGAAGACAUUUAUUCCCCAUAAAGAAAAUGAGCAUGUGUUGAAUUUCCUUGAAGUAAAAUUUGGAUUAAACACAACAAAGAACUUUACAGUGAACUGGCUUCUUUGUCAAGAAUCCCUUCAGAUGCCAUCUCAAGACUUUUUUUUGCGGUUAACUCAGUCAUCUUUAUUGCCUUUCUAUGUUUUAGUAUUAACUAUCUGCCUUUCUUCUGUAACUCAAGUCAUUUUUAGGAGAAUUAGAGGUGAACCACUGAAAGAAAAAAUUACGUUUGAUGGCCAAAUUGGAGAGAGGCCAGAAAUAGCUUACCAUGUAAUCCACACAUUGUUAAUGGGCUCUCUUGCAAUGAUGUUGGAAGGUAUGAAGUACCUGUGGACUCCACAUGUGUGUAUGCUUGCUGCAUUUGGUGUAUGCUCUCCUGAGCUUUGGAUGACCCUUUUCAAGUGGCUUCGACUGAAAGCUGUACACCCAGUAUUGUUGGCUCUCAUUCUGAGUAUGGCAGUUCCGAGUAUAAUAGGUUUCAGCUUGUGGAAAGAGUAUUUUCCAAGGAUAAUGGCAGAGCUUUCAGAACUGCAAGAAUUAUAUGAUUCAGAUACAGUAGAACUCAUGAUGUGGAUAAAAAGACAAGCUCCUGUUGCUGCUGUGUUUGCUGGAAGCCCACAGCUAAUGGGUGUGAUUAAGCUGUGUACUGGGUGGACGGUGACAAGUCUACCUUUAUAUAAUGAUUAUAAUCUUCUACAAAGAAAUGAGAAUAUUUAUCAGAUGUAUUCAAAAAGGUCUGCUGAGGAUAUUUAUAAGAUACUCACAUCCUACAAAGCCACCUACCUAAUUAUAGAGGAUUCAAUUUGCAAUGAGGUUGGACCUGUGAAAGGAUGUAGAGUUAAAGACUUAUUGGAUAUUGCUAAUGGUCAUGUGGUUUGUGACGAAGGUGACAGUUAUGCCUAUUCUAAAUAUGGACGAUUUUGUCAUGAGAUCAAAAUGAACUAUUCUCCAUAUGUGAAUUAUUUUACUCGGGUAUACUGGAACAGAUCCUACUUUGUGUAUAAAAUAAACACUGUGAUAUCCUUCCAAUCUUGAAAAACCAUGGAGAUGUCUUUUUGAAGAGUGACCGUGUAGGAAUUAAUAGAAGGAGUUCUUAUUUUCCAAAGUGACUUUUUGCAGAGAGAAGUGGGAGCAUGCCAAAUGCUCAUGCUGUUGGUCUUCCAAACUGGAAUUCUGUGGACUACAGCUCUACAAGCAAGAGUAUCGUCGUCUAAGGAAAUGUGAGCACUAGUCAAUUUUACAGUCUCUACAAAGUAUGACCAUCUGCCGUAAUUCUUACAUUUUUCUUCACAGUUUUUCCCAUUUUGAAUCAUACUAAUUUUCAUGUAAAUAAAAUGUCUAG
Molecule: messenger RNA, 3796 nt
Organism: Pelodiscus sinensis (Chinese soft-shelled turtle)
Lineage: Eukaryota; Metazoa; Chordata; Testudines; Trionychidae
Source: RefSeq, a predicted model, not a curated record